AUGGCUAUGUCCCAGACUGUCAUCUCAGAUCAGAUCCGUAACAUACAGAAAUGGCAGAGCGUCAUCCGCCUGCCAGUCGAGCGGGCGCAGUCACCUCCAUAUCAUGCUCGACGACCACACAAAAAGUCACGAUCCGGGUGUAGCACCUGCAAACGACGCAGAGUCAAAUGCGAUGAGACAAAGCCGAUUUGUCGCAGAUGCGACAAGAUUGGCGCUUCCUGUGUCUAUAGCCCUGUCCCGGGAUCGUCCCCAGAGAACAACGCCCUUGAAAAGGUCAAGGGACCAGAUAGAACAGCAUUCGCUUUCUCUCUUAAUGAUCUUGAGAGCAGGAUCAACAGCACUCUGGAACUAAAUGGAGGAAUCUACAGUGUCGACGGAGUGAAAGAUCCCAAGAGCGCGCAUCCCAUCACCCUUGUAGCUUUUGAGCAUUUCAUCCGUUCGUCGACGAAAACAGUUUGUCAUCCAUCCAUUCGUCAUGUCAUGGAAAGUGAUAUGAUCCGAACGGCGUUUCAGAGCCCCCAUCUGAUGUACACAAUCUUAGGCGUCGGCAGUCUCCAUCUCAGCCGGAUGCGUCCCCAAACCCAAGUAUAUCGUCUCGCAGAAGCCUACUUCUGGCAACAGGCCAUCAAAGCCUACCAGGAAGCUCUAUUGGGAAGAGUCACCGCCCAGAACGUUGACGCCCUCAUCUCAACCUGCAUGUUCAUGGGCAUCACGUCCAUCUGCCCUGACCACUUUCAACCGACUGACUCUUGGGUUCUUUCUGGUAACCCUGGAGCCAUGAACUGGCUUUCUCUGCAAAGCGGGCUGCGCUGUAUCUUGAAGCUCGCAGGCCCGUAUAUCCCGUCCAGCAUCUGGGCAUCGGCUUUCCAGCAAACUCACCGGGAGGAAGUCCAGUUGUAUGACGAGGCAAUUCUACAAGGGCGGGAAGGUCUCGAUCCUGACCUGGCGGAUCUGUGCCAAGUCGACGACUCAACCACCGCUUUAACGAAUCCGUACUACGAGCCUCUGAGGCUGCUUGCGGCUAUAUUCACAUUGGACAGGAAUCCAAAGAAUGCGGCUCAAUGUGCGACGUUUAUGGGUCGACUUGAAAAUAAAUUUCUGGCGCUCCUGCGAGCAAGGGAUGUGCCUGCACUUUUGAUCCUGGCCCAUUGGAUGGGUCUCAUGUGCACGCUCGCCGAAUGGCAGCCAUGGAUCGAAGCGAGAAUCCGCGGCGAAUGCACCGCUAUCUGCAUAUACCUGGAAUAUAGCACAGACCCGAGGGUGCUCCGGCUGCUUCAGUUUCCUGCGAGCGCCUGUGGAUAUCCACUGGUAUAUCCGAUCAUUUGA
Aspergillus clavatus NRRL 1 is the source of this 1326-nucleotide messenger RNA. Its product is annotated as Zn(II)2Cys6 transcription factor. Bases 1 to 1326 code for a protein of 441 amino acids. Gene Ontology annotation, molecular function: DNA-binding transcription factor activity, RNA polymerase II-specific; zinc ion binding. Gene Ontology annotation, biological process: regulation of transcription by RNA polymerase II. Lineage: Eukaryota; Fungi; Ascomycota; Eurotiomycetes; Eurotiales; Aspergillaceae. The record is from RefSeq and is a predicted model, not a curated record. The transcript is spliced from 3 exons.